UAUCAUAGUUGGAAACAGGUGAGAGGUCCCAUGAAGCUUAAAAGACUAUUCUGAUAAUUCACACAGAAAGAAUCCUUCUAUGAAUAUUAAAUACAAUACGGUUCUACCUUUUCUUAAAUAGUGCUUUUCUUAAAGGCCCACAGCUAUGAACAGAUGAAACUCAUCAUGACAAAGAUGAAUUAUUGCAUAAAUAUACAAAAAUAGCCACCAAGAUCAUCACUAACUCCUGAAUUUGCUGGACUUUUUGGUCAUUGUGAUUUCAGUUUCUCGAGAAAAAAGAGCCUAUCUUCGCCCAUCUCUUAUUCAGCUCCUUCACAAUCACAUUGCUUGGUCUUUGGUGUAGUGAACAUUUGGUUCGUCUGAAUUCAAGGGAAAUCUUUCUGAGUUUUAUAAAAGUGUAGUUCCCAAAUUUCCAAGAAUAGAUUUUGCUUACUUGAUUCAAUAAACCACCGAAUUUCAGGAGAUGGUAAUGGUGCUUCAAUGGCUAAGAAGAGGAGCUGGUUCAAUCUAGUGAGAAAGUUUUUCAUUUCAGAUACACAAUCCAAACAAGAAAAGAAGGACAAGAAAAGAAAAUGGGUUUUCUUUGGAAGGCUCAAGAUGAAAAGCAGGUUGGCCUCUAUUUCAGCACCAUCACCACCAAGAGAAAGAACAACACUAAGUGAGUCAGAGCAGGAGCAGAGCAAGCGAGCUCUGGAUGUUGCACUUGCCACUGCUGCAGCUGCUGAAGCAGCUGUUGCAGCUGCUCAUGCUGCUGCUGAGGCUGUUUUGCUAACUGGUGUCCCUCAUUCCUCCACCCAUCAAUGUGAUAAAGAAACAGAACAACUUUCUUCCAUGAAAAUACAAGCUGAUACCCGUCACUCGACUCAUCAAUGUGAGAGAGAGAUCCAAGAAAUUGCAGCCCUUAAAAUUCAAGCUACGUUUCGUGGUUAUCUUGCAAGGAAAGCUCUGCGAGCUUUGAAGGGGAUAGUGAAGCUUCAGGCUAUUAUUCGUGGGCGAAAUGUGCGACGCCAAGCUAUGAAUACCCUGAAAUGCUUGCAGUCCAUUGUAAAUAUCCAGUCACAGGUCUGUGCCAAGAGAAUCCAAACGGUGGAAGGAACUUGUUUCUCUGAUAAAACGAAACAGUUCCAGAACUUGAGGGAUAAGAUAAUAAGGGUGGACACAAACUGCCAGAAAAGAUGGGAUGGAAGCAUUUUGACAAAGGAAGAACUAGAUACCUUAUUUCUUAGCAAGAAAGAGGCUGCGAUAAAGAGAGAAAGGAUAAAAGAAUACUCGUUUAAUCACAGGAAUUCAGCAGAAACCGAGAGGAAUAAGGUGAAUGGAAGGUGGAGGUACUGGCUAGAGCAAUGGGUGGAUAGUCAAGUUUCUAACAAGAGCAAAGAACUAGAAGAUUUGGAUACAGUUUUAACUUCAAGUCCAAAGCCUAGAGUGGAAUACAGAGGGAAACAACUUAAAUUGAGAGGUCUGCAAAGACAGGAUCAAGUUGAAGGAUUAGAUUCUCCCACAACAGCUCCAAGAAGAUCAUUUCACAGAAAGCAAUGCUCCCUGGGAGAAGACAAUUCCUUCUCCAGGUCUCAUGUGAUUCCAACUUACAUGGCUGCAACUGAAUCUGCCAAGGCAAAAGCAAGAUCAAUGAGCUCCCCAAAGCUGAGGCCAGGAAGUUUUGAUGCCUACUCUGAUAGCUAUUCACCAUGUAAGAAUAAGUUGUCUCUGAUACCAUCUACAGCUACUGAAGUGCCUAGUAGUUGUAGUUUUGGGAGGCCUAGUCCUUACCAGCAGCAGCAAAGGUCUCCAAGUAUUAAGGGCCUUCCAGUUCCUGUAAAAUCUAACCGGACAUUGAAGGAUCUGAGCUUAAAUUCUGAGUGUUCAUUGCGAACUUGGGAUCGACAAAACGCCUUCCAGUGACUGCAAGAACCAAGAAAGAUCUGCUUGGACAUUGAUUUGAAAUGGUUGAAUUAGUUGAACAAUGUCCAUUCCUUCAUUAAGGAAUAUUGUAAUGCUUCACAGGAUAAAAAAUGCUUGACAAAAAUUUUUGUUUA
Molecule: messenger RNA, 2036 nt
Organism: Hevea brasiliensis (rubber tree)
Lineage: Eukaryota; Viridiplantae; Streptophyta; Magnoliopsida; Malpighiales; Euphorbiaceae
Product: protein IQ-DOMAIN 11
Exons: 6
Coding region: 481-1902 (473 amino acids)
Molecular function (GO): protein binding
Source: RefSeq, a predicted model, not a curated record